AAAUGCAGCUUCAGUUUCGGAUCCCAUACAGAAUAAUGCGUAGCUUCAAUUUCACUUAAAAGGAGCAAUUCACUUAGUGCCUGAGUUAGUCUGGUCAAGCUGCAGAGGACCUGCUUAUGGUAUAAAUCAUCUUCACAGCACUUUGGGUGGGCAAGAGAACCACAAAAGAACAGCUCUGUCACCCAAAGUGGAAGUAAGAAGGGCAGCCUUUGAGACAAGCUGCACGGUUCACUUGUUCUAAACGUAUUUUCUUUUAAACAAUGGGCUCUAUUCGAUAGAUCUUGAACGUGUUGCCGAUUCCUGUAGACAUCUUGAAUCUGUGAUCCUUCUAAUGGUUUAAGUUGCUGUCGGAAUUACCUUGGCUUGAAUUAGUCAUAGAUGUCUGCCAACGUAACAGGAACUCAAAAAAAAAAAAAUCAGACGAUGGUUACAAAGAUGUGUUUUGAUUGCGCUGAUGUUUGUUUUUCACAGGAGGGUUUGAAAUCUUGGACUGUGGCUACACUCCAAGAACAACCAUGGAUGUGUUCAGUAUAACCAGGCAAUGUGUUCAAUUAGGAAAACAGCAGCCAGCUACACAAGGGCUGUGCUCUGCCUAAUCAGACACACAGUACAGAACAGGCGGGGAACAAUUCUGCUCCUGGAGGGCCGCUCCACACCAGGUUUUAUAGGUACAAUGGAUUACAGGAAGGAGGUUGAAUCGGUUCAUUUAAACAACAUGUAACAGGGCUGGAGCAAAGACCUGGACUGGAAAGGCUAAUCAUGCUCGCACCAUAGUUGUUUUUUUUUUUUUUUUUUUUUUGUGAAUCCGAGUCUGUUCUAAAUUUGGGAAACAAAACAGAAAAGGAGAUGUGAACCUGCAAACCAAGCAAGAGGUCUAUUGGUGGAGCAGAGGGUCAUGUAGGGUCACACGGGGUCAGGCCGCCACUCCUGACACUGGUCAGCCUGGAGUGGGGUGGAGACGAGGGGGAAGCACUUUUGACUAGGACUGAAGUCGGUUGUUUAUUUGGAAUUGGGGAAUGCUGGAUGGAUGACUGCAGCGGACUUUGUAGAAGGAAAGGAUUGCAGGCCUGCUGCUGCUUACAGUGUGCUGUCCCUUGUUUAGCCGAGUGUGGACAGGUGCAGUGGGGGGAGAGAGGCCGCUGUGUGAAAGGGGCUCUUUGUUCAGGAGGACUGCCCGCGCCAUGUAAGGCAGGGCCAGCAGCUCGGGGUUAUCAGCUGGGACAGCACGAACUGCUCACGCACGUUCCAUUAAACACCAGAACAGCUGAGGAGAGCCAGAGAGCCACGGAGAGGGGGACAGCAGCCUGCCUCUCCCACACUGAUGUUAGGGGAUUGUCCGAGGAGCCUGGAGCACAGGCUGGGAGACCCAGCAAUCAUGUUCAAACCCAUUGCAUGGGAAACCUUAUUGGAGACUUUCUUUACCAAGAGGAUCAAGAACCUUCUGGCCAAAGCCCUGUAUGACAACAAGGCAGAGUGUUCUGAUGAGCUGGCCUUCCGCAAGGGGGACAUCCUGACGGUGAUCGAGCAGAAUGUGGCGGGCAGCGAGGGCUGGUGGAAGUGCUCCCUCUACGGACGCCAGGGGCUAGCACCAGCCAACCGGCUGCACCUGCUGUCCUCCUCGCAGCUGGACACCCUGUCAUCGCGGGGCCCCGAGGUAGGGUGCUUGAGCUUCUGCACCAUGGAGAACCCCCCGUCCUUCCCUGCGCUGGAGUCCUCCUCCAGGACCAACCAGCAAAACAUCUACCAGAUUCCGUCUGUGUCGCGGCCGUCAGGGCCCGCCUACGAGGACAUGAACCCCGUCUACAAGGUGCCUUCCCUGGCCCAGAUGGCCCCCAGGAACCCCUCUCCCUCCCUCAGGGAGCCCUCCAGCAUGGCUCUUCAGUUUUCCAGGGGUUCGGCAGGGUCCAGCCCCCAGAAAGAGGUGUACGAUGUCCCCACGCUGCAGCUGCGAGCCUCCCUCACCACGGUCUCAGCAUUCCAGCACAACACCAACAAGAACUCCAUGUUUGUCUCUGCCAGUGAGCGGGAGAAGCUGGAACAGUGCUACGAGAUUCCCGGGAGCGCAGAGUCCAGUAUCACCAGCCAGGGAAAUGUUUAUGCCGUCCCCCCUGUGGUUUGCACGGACUCCAGUUACGAUAUCCCCGUCUCAUCCAUGGUGGAGGCACAGAAGCGUUUGAAUGGGGGCUACAGCACCCUGCCAAACCCACGCAAGUCUGAGUGGAUCUACGACAUUCCCGUCUCCCCGGAGAAACAGAGCUGGAAGGGCUUGGGUCAGGGCUCCUACGAGACAAUGCCUGCCAAGGGGGGCGUGUCUGGGAGGCAGCAAACCCCCAGCGCAGCACAGACAUUACUCUACGACAUCCCCACACCCAGCACAGACCCCAGGAUGAGGAGCGCGCACCAGGACAGCGGAACUUCUUCUAAUGUGGACUCAAGAACUUCCAGGGCAAACCUGUAUGACACCCCCCCUGCAGGGAAACGGCACAGCAUCCCACAGUCGUGUCCCUAUGAUGUACCUCCCUCCGCCCUGGAGCAGGUCUCCCACAGACGGGCCAGCAACCGUGCAGUCGUCCCUGCUGGCACUGCCCCUUCCUCCUUCCCUGUCCUGCACAGGGGGGCUCCCUGCCCUAUGUACGACCUGCCGCGGGGCUCCCUGGGGAGAGAGGACAGCCUGGCAGGAGGUCCAGGGCGACGCCCUGUCUACGACAUCCCUCCUCCCAGAGACUGCCUCCUGGAGAGCGGGGAGGAGGAGGAGGGCACCAACAGCCAGUGCAGCAGCAACGCCUCCAGCUCUUCAAGCGGCUCCUCCUGCGACCCCCUGCCUCCACCGCCACUCUCCUCCCCGGAGCCCCAUAGAGCGGUGACCCUCAGCCAGGAGGAGGCUGUCCGGAGGUUGUCUCUGCUGCAGGAGGGGGUGUGCCAGGCCGUGUCCCGGCUCAUGGUGUUUGUCAGCAGCCGGUGGCGGGCCCGAGAGCACCUGACCUGUCACCUGGAAGAGGUCCACUCCUCAGUGGAGGCCAUCGCCGGCUCGCUCAGCUCUUUCCUGGAUUUCGUCAGGGAUAUGAGGGGAAAUGCCAGCCGUCUGCGAGACUGCAACCUCCAGGCACGGCUCCAAAAGCAGCUGGCCAUCGUUGAGGACUCGGGGGUGAUCCUGCGGGAGGCAAAGGCGGCGCUGGCACAGGCUGGGUGGGAGCUGGACUCCCUGGCUCAGGACCCCAGCCAGGCCCCGCCGUCGGACAGCCUGGACCGUUUCGUGAUGGUGGCCCGCACUGUGCCCGAGGACGUCAAGCGCCUGGUGUCCAUCCUCAACGCCAACAGCAAGCUGCUCUUCAGGCUGACGUCCCCCGUCCCUGCCCCAGCCCCUGUCUGGACAAAGAGGGAGGAGUCUCGAGCAGGGAAGAAGAACGGUCCCCAGGGCAACAGCCCCUCAGAGGACAGCGACUACGUCCUGCUACAGGCUAAGGAGAAAGCUGCAUCCUCAGCCGUGAAUCUCAAGCAGCACUGCAAGCUGUACUUCGGGGCGCUGCAGAAAGCCAUCGUGGUCUUCAUCACCAGCCUCGUGGAGGGCCAGCCCCCGGAGAAGUUCAUCACCCACAGCAAGCUGGUGAUCAUGGUAGGACAGAAGCUGGUGGACACCCUGUGCAAAGAGGCGCACAGCCGCGGGGAGAGCCUGGACCUGCUCUGCAAAAGCAAUCUGCUGUGCGCCCUCCUCAAGCAGCUCGCUGUGACAACCAAGAAGGCAGCCGUGCACUUCCCUGACACGGCGGCGCUGCUGGAGGCACAGGACUUCGCCAGGGAGCUGGCACAGAGGGCACAGCACUUUCGGACGCUGAUAGACCUCUGAAA
Polyodon spathula (Mississippi paddlefish) is the source of this 3846-nucleotide messenger RNA. RefSeq names its product cas scaffolding protein family member 4-like. The transcript has 6 exons. Gene Ontology annotation, biological process: cell surface receptor protein tyrosine kinase signaling pathway; cell migration. Gene Ontology annotation, molecular function: protein binding. Lineage: Eukaryota; Metazoa; Chordata; Actinopteri; Acipenseriformes; Polyodontidae. The record is from RefSeq and is a predicted model, not a curated record. Gene Ontology annotation, cellular component: cytoplasm; plasma membrane. The coding region runs from base 1322 to 3844 and encodes 840 amino acids.